UCCAUUCGUUUAUACCAUAAUGGCAUCUAAUUCUCCUCGGGAUUGUGCAAAUUGAGCAAAUUGUGAGAGAUGGACUGAGGACUCUUGUGUUUGCAUUUGGUCACAAAGUUGGGAUAAUUAACGCCUUCAUUAAAUUAAAAAAUCCUUGCACUGCAGAGGAACUCAGUGAAAAAUCAGGCCAUAAGUUAAGGUUACGGGUACUUUGAUUCAUUUCUCAUGUGGAUGGAUACAUACCGCACAACAGAAGUUUUUACAAGAAUGGAACAAAAUUCAUCUCAUUCCUAUAUUAAGCUUUAAAAAAGGUACAUUCAAGAAUGGCUUGGUUGCAUGAUCUCUGCAGGAAUCGUCAAACUUCACGAAGACGGCAAAUAUUCACUUCCAUUCGAGAAAUCCCUGUUGAAGACGUCGGGCAUCGUUGCCAGUGUGCUCCCAAUAUUAAGCGAAAUGUUUCCUAUGCUCGAGAAAGUCACGUCAAAAGAUGGACCAAGGGGUUACGGAUACUAUGAACCAUUUCUUGCUUGGCUGGAUACAUAUCGUACACCGGAAGCUCUUCAGGAAUGGAACAAGAAUCUUCUGCUUCCUGCAUUAGAACUUAAACCAGGGACGGAUUUUACGCUGUUAGACAUUGGUUGUGGCUAUGGUAAGCAUACAAGAGAGGUGGCUAAAAUGUACCCUAACUCUACUAUUUACGGUAUCGACUCGGAUAAAGUCUCAAUAGAUCAGGCCAUCAAAGAACUUCAAGAAAGUGAGCAGAAGAACAUCAUCUAUAUCCAUAUGAAAGGUGGACAACUCCCACAGGAAUGGACUGAAAAGUUUGAUUUCGUCUUAAUCAACGAUGUACUUCAUGAUGCAUACGACGUCGAUGGAAUUCUUAAAGAGACAAAGCGAGUCCUCAAACCAGAUGGCUACGGAAUGGCGUAUGAUCCCCCUGUAUCUUCCUAUCCCCCAAAACAAGUCAACGAGCCAAAAGCACAGUUUUUCCUUCCCUUUAGCCUCUUCAUUUGCCUUCCGGUCAGUUUAUCGGGUCCGUUUGGAGAAGGACGCGGUGCUGGUUGGGGACAUGAGCGCAAGAAACAGGAAAUAGAAGAACACGGAUUUCGAGUGAUUAAAGUUGGCGAUAAAGAUACUGAUACCGUGCAAGAAGGCAUUGUUUUCUCGAAAGCGAAUUCUUAAAUUGUUGACAUUUCACAGUUUUACGACACUUAAAGUGAAUCCGACCAAAUUUUAUUUUGGGUCUUUCAUUGUGUUUUAUUAUAUUCAGUAUCAAUAAUGUACUCAUACCAGCAGGGUUCUUUAUUAUAAAUACAUUGUAAUUCUUCUAACACAUCUUUAUUCACUUUUGAUUUUUAUAUGUUAUUUAAUGUUUUAUAUACUCAUGAAGGAGAAAAUUCUCCAGCUUUGAUAAAAGGUUGAAUAUUC
Saccostrea echinata is the source of this 1419-nucleotide messenger RNA. Its product is annotated as demethylmenaquinone methyltransferase-like. Lineage: Eukaryota; Metazoa; Mollusca; Bivalvia; Ostreida; Ostreidae. The record is from RefSeq and is a predicted model, not a curated record. The transcript is spliced from 5 exons. The coding region runs from base 328 to 1173 and encodes 281 amino acids.